AUGACAAGCACAGCUGCCUACCCCCCUCCGUACGAUCGCUCGACGGGUGGACUCGACUCCAACGACUCACCACCACCACCCCCCGUGCAGAAUUCCGAGAAUUUGUCGGUGGUGGAUGACCGCCGAAACUCAUGCGCCUGUGAUGUGUGUGUGUGUUUUGUCUCUGUGGCAGCAUUCAUCAGGAAGGUUUACGCCAUCCUUAUGGCACAACUGAUUGUCACAAUUGGUAUCAUCUGCAUGUUUAUUUAUUGCUUCCUACCCAUGGCCUGCCAGGGUACGGCAGUUCAGCAAGCAGAUUCAUUUCCAUCUGGUCAAUUCUGGUGUGACUGUUUCCCCAGACCGGCUACAUUCAUCCUGCUCAUGUGCUUGUCAUGCUGUAGCGGGAUUCGUCGUAAAGCUCCCUGUAACUUCAUCUUUCUGCUGCUCUUCACCCUGCUGGAAGGGGUAUUGCUGGGAUCUAUUUCUUGCUACUACUCGGCCAACUCGGUGAUGUGGGCAGCGGGCAUCACCGCCUUUAUCUCCCUGGGCCUCACCAUCUUCAGCUUCCAGACCAAGAUUGAUUUCACGAUGAAGUCCGGGAUAAUGUUCGUGUUUCUCAUGGCGCUGCUGUCGUUUGGAUUGAUGUGCGCCAUUCUACGAAGCGACUGGGCCAACAUCGCUUAUGCCACACUUGGGGCUCUCGUCUUUGCAGUCUACCUCGUGAUCGACACGCAGCUCAUGAUGGGAGGGAAACACCGCUACAGCCUGAAUCCCGAGGAGUACAUCUUCGCGGCACUCAACCUCUACAUCGACAUCGUCAGCAUUUUCCUCUUCAUCCUCACCAUUUUCCAGCGAUGAAGUCGGCACAGCCCACACGCAGAGAGGCGCGGCGCGCACCCCAUCGUUCGCGACUGUACUCGAAGAAAAUCAACAAAUCUGUCAAUGUCUCUAAAUUUACCUUAUUUCCAUUGUUAAUUUUUUUUUAUGUUUAGACAUAUUCCAUAAUUGCAAGUUUAGAGCAUAAACCAUUAUUUUUUUGAGUCUUUCGGUAAAGUCACGUAGAUAGGUUCAAAGAAAAUUUCAAAAACGACGUUUCAG
Molecule: messenger RNA, 1077 nt
Organism: Petromyzon marinus (sea lamprey)
Lineage: Eukaryota; Metazoa; Chordata; Hyperoartia; Petromyzontiformes; Petromyzontidae
Source: RefSeq, a predicted model, not a curated record